CCUCGGAGGAAACUUUCCGGCGGCUGGUCCCUCGGCCCGUGUCCCGCCCGCGCUGCCGCGGCCUGGGAGCCCAGCGAGGCCGGAGGGGCUGCGGGACCGGAGCGGGCGGGGACGGGGGCCGGUGUAUGCGGCCGCGGGACGCGCCAGGGCUGGGCAGCCGGGAAGCGGGGCGCUGACGGCUGGCAGGGGAGCUGUCCCCCAGAACAGCAUGGAUGCCCCGCGAAGGGACAUGGAGUUGCUCAGCAACAGCCUGGCUGCCUACGCACACAUCCGCGCCAACCCAGAGAGCUUCGGCCUCUACUUCGUGCUGGGCGUCUGCUUCGGCCUGCUGCUCACCCUCUGCCUGCUCGUCAUCAGCAUCUCGUGGGCGCCGCGCCCGCGGCCCCGGGGCCCAGCUCAGCGCCGGGACCCCCGCGGCAGCACCCUGGAGCCCGAGGACGACGACGAGGACGAGGAGGACACAGUGACGCGGCUGGGCCCGGACGACACGCUGCCGGGCCCUGAGCUGUCCGCGGAGCCCGACGGGCCCCUCAGCGUCAACGUCUUCACGUCGGCGGAGGAGCUGGAGCGGGCGCAGCGGCUGGAGGAGCGCGAGCGGAUCCUGCGGGAGAUCUGGCGCACCGGGCAGCCGGACCUGCUGGGCACAGGCACGCUGGGGCCCAGCCCCACGGCCACGGGCGCGGGCACCCUGAGCCGCAUGCACUAUUACUGAUGGGCCCCGGCUCCAGCUGCAAGGCGCUGCGAGUGCCGGACUGCACAGGAGCACAGAGCUGCCCCAGACCUUCGGACUUCCUUGGCCCCCACGGCUCUCCGGUGCUACUGGGCGUGGACCGCCACCCCCUGAGAGGCUCCCUGCCCCAGUCCUGCCAGAAGACCCUGGGGGCGGGGGAGGGGGCAGGAUGCAGGGUCCCCACUCCCUCUCUGGGGGACGAUGAAGAGGUGAAGUGACCAAAUGAAAGAAAGCUGCAUUCUCAGUGA
Molecule: messenger RNA, 978 nt
Organism: Sapajus apella (tufted capuchin)
Lineage: Eukaryota; Metazoa; Chordata; Mammalia; Primates; Cebidae
Gene: EVA1B
Product: eva-1 homolog B
Exons: 3
Coding region: 209-712 (167 amino acids)
Source: RefSeq, a predicted model, not a curated record